This is a messenger RNA of Prorocentrum cordatum, 1084 nucleotides long. The record is from the annotation of a GenBank genome assembly. Lineage: Eukaryota; Dinophyceae; Prorocentrales; Prorocentraceae.
AUGCCGCCGAAAAUGUCAGCGGCAAGGCUGAGCGAGGUGCAACCGACACCCGAGGAGCUCGAAGCCGCGAAGAAAAUAUUGGCUGGCUGCAACUCUUCGCAGAGGCGGUCCAAGCUCACUUGCAUGGCGCACUUCCUCAAGAACAACCCCGACCACAAAGCGGAGUCGGACAGGCAGGCCUACCUCCACUACUUCAUCGUGCACCAGCUCAGGGAGAAGGACGUCACCAAGAAGUCGACGAGCCAGUACAGCCAGAUCGACACCACUCAGAAGAUGAAGGACUUCUACGAGUGGAGCGCAGAGAAGAUGGACCAGGAGAUGGGGCCGCAGAAGGCGAAGGGCUUGCGUGAUAGUGGGAAGAUCAAAUGGCAGGCUUGCUCGCCCACUGGGAGCGUGGAGGAUCACAUGAAGGAAUGGUUGGUACCCAUCUCGUGGAAGCGCCUGGCUGAAGUCGAGAGCACUGGCAGGACCGUCACCGCAGAGGGCGAGGCCACGGAAGAUGACUUCCAGCACUUGCAGUCGAUGAAUUCCAUUUCUGCGGCGGGCUCUUCUUCAGGUGACGUCCAAAUCAAGCAGGAGCCAGAGAGCGAGAUUGACAAGCUGCAGAAAACGAUCAACGCGUUUCUGGAGAAGAAGGAGACUAUCUUGAAGGAUGCUCAGGACAUGGAGAUCGACGCCAAGAAGGUGAUUGCCGAGGCCAAGAAGAGCGAGCAGGAGAAGUACCAGGAGAUGGUGAUUGUCGACUACGAGAAGCACCUCGCGUGCGUAUCCAAGUUCACCAAAUUGAUGCAGCGCCUGCUCACUGAGGAGUUCGAGCAUAAGGCUACCCUCAACCUGAUCACGACCAGUGAUGGCAUCAAGGAGACCGACACCAAGUUGAAGCAGUGGGCCCACCGCCUCGGCCUGAGAGACAAGAAGCCUAAGCGCAAGGUCAGGUGACUUGGCACCUUGGCCUGGCAUGCGAACUACAAUCGAAGCCUACUUGGGUAGAGUCUCGCAGGUGCUGCUUGAGGGAGGGCAGCACGACUCUGGGAGUAAGCUUGGACCGCUUACAAUCGAGCCUGACAGGCAAUAUAGAUCGGAG